Molecule: messenger RNA, 639 nt
Organism: Trichoderma aggressivum f. europaeum
Lineage: Eukaryota; Fungi; Ascomycota; Sordariomycetes; Hypocreales; Hypocreaceae
Exons: 2
Coding region: 1-639 (212 amino acids)
Biological process (GO): proton transmembrane transport
Cellular component (GO): plasma membrane
Molecular function (GO): voltage-gated proton channel activity
Source: RefSeq, a predicted model, not a curated record
AUGGCCGAUCGCUCAUCCGCCCCCUUGCUCCAGUCCUACCAUGGCGACGACAGCGAUGAUUCUCCCGCCUGGGACAGCUCCUCCCAACAGGCCUCAUCUACAUCUCGCUCCUGGCAACGAUGGCGUAGGACAAGCCAGCGCCUCCUCGAGUCCCGUACCAAGCACUUUGUCGUCAUGGGCAUCGUUGCGCUGGAUGUCGCUGCGCUCCUCGCAAAUGUCUUCAUCCAGCUUAUUGCCUGCGAGAUGCAUCAAAACGAUGAGCCCUGGGUGGAGCAGCUGACCGAGAGUCUGGAAAUUGCUGGUCUGGUAUUCAGCAGCCUCUUUCUCAUUGAACUCGGGGCAUGUUUGUUUGCUUUUGGCUUGGGCUUCCUUGCCUCUUGGUUUCAUCUCUUUGAUGCCGCCGUCAUUAUUGCCAGCUUCGUCAUAGAUGUGACGUCCAGAGGCUUGACCGAAUCCAUUGGAUCUCUGAUUGUCGUGCUUCGUCUAUGGAGACUAGCCAAGAUUUCCGAAGAAGUGGUGCUGGGCGCUACUGAGAGAAUGGAGGUGCUGGAGCAGCAGUUGGAGGACCUCGAGGCCGAGAAUAGUAGAUUGCGAUCCCAACUCGGUAUCGAGUUCUCCAACCAUUCUGGCACCGAGUAG